Castor canadensis (American beaver) is the source of this 1183-nucleotide messenger RNA. It is a transcript of the gene Lysmd4, whose product is annotated as LysM domain containing 4. The record is from RefSeq and is a predicted model, not a curated record. Lineage: Eukaryota; Metazoa; Chordata; Mammalia; Rodentia; Castoridae.
UCUUUCACAAAAAAGCAUACAAUUAGAAACAAAGUGUUUUUAUUCUGUCUCUUGUCCAUCUCAGCCAACAUGAGGAUAUUCGAUUUUUGUAAUGAUGGUGUUUGUUGAGUAUUUCUAAUAAUUAGGGAAAGGAAUAAUUGGCAACAAGACACUUCUGGCAUGAAGCCAUAGAGGAAUGAAUAUGACGUGUGGAAUUAACUCUGAGGUUUGGUUUUCAGUUGAGAAAAUGAGACAGAAGGAAAUGUUAACCAAGACCUUCCAAGGCCCAGCUGCUGUCUGUAGAACUCCGAGAAGCCAUGUUUACAUGUUCCACAAUGGCAGUGGGGAUUCGGAGGAGUCCUCUGAAGAAGAGUCACAUUGCGUGGUUUUACGGCCCCGGGGCAAGGAGCGGCAGAAGAACAGUGGCCACCAUCCUCACCAGCCCGAAGUGGUGCUGCUGCAGCGUGAGCUGGCCCAGGAGGACAACCUCAACAAGCUGGCUCUUCAGUAUGGCUGCAAAGUCGCAGAUAUCAAGAAAGCCAACAAUUUCAUCAGAGAACAAGACUUGUAUGCCUUGAAAUCUAUUAAGAUUCCAGUGAAAAACCAUGGAGUCCUAACAGAGAGCCACAAAGAACUGAAACCCCUCCCAGGCCCAUCCUCAGACACCAGAGUGACCUUCGUGGAACUGCCAGAUGUAGACAUAGCAGCUGCUGGUGUAGACUCGGACACACAGGACAGCCAGCUGACAGAUUUCUUCAAGGGGAUUGACCAGAACAUUGAGCGUGCAGUGCAGUCGGAGAUCUUCCUAAGUGAGAGCUGCUGCGUGGAGACCCCGGAUGAGCCGCUACUUCCAGCACCUCCCAAGACGCCAGUAGACGGGGCAGACUGCGGGCUGCAAUGGUGGAAUGCUGUCUUCAUCAUGCUUCUGAUUGGGAUUGUGUUGCCAGUGUUUUAUUUGGUCUACUUUAAGAUCCAAGCUACAGGGGAAACCCCUGAUACCUUCAACACAACUGGUGUCCCCAGUGGCUCCAUAGCAUUGAGUGUGGGUCCAGGGCAAGCCCCCAGGGUGGCGAUUCCAGUGCCCCUAACCUCUUCAGACAGCCAGCUCAGCCAGACCACGCAGGCUGGGAACUAAGCUCUUCUUUUUGGAGAACCAGCCCUGCUUUAGCAGUUGUGUGCAUCCGUUGUCAUUGGUUAUAUGCUG